GAAUAAAAAAUUGAAAACGAGACUUAGCGCGAGGAUGUUGAAAAGUGCUUGAAUCUUUUGCAUGCUAUUCUGAUAUAAAAGAAUCGAAUACAAAGUGAAUGGCGACAGGAUUUGGGAGAGGUGGGAGGGGGGCUGCACUCUUGCAAGCACUAAGCCAGCCAGUACGGAAACCUGGAGAGCAAAAUGAGCUGGCCGCCUCAGGGGACGCCCCAGCUCCAGCCCCAGCACCAGCGCCCGCUGUAUCACCAGCAGCUAUAUCUGUAGGCAGAGGAUCACUGGGGAGGGGAGCUUUUUUACAAGGAGUCCUGCAGGGUGCUACAACCUCUAAUGUAGCAAGAGGACAACCUACAGGUGCGGCACAACCUGCUCGGUCAGUCCCUGUCUCAGGGGGUAGGGGAGUGGCCAAUCUGCAGGCUCUUCUUCAAACUGUGGGGAGGGGAGGGGGUAUUACAGGGCCAACAGUGCCACCCCUGAUGCCACAAGUCACACCCCAAAUAUCACAAUCCACAGCCACAACACCUAAGGAGACACCUGCCCCCUCUGUUGUGACUCAGUCUGGAGCUCCUAGUCAAGGUUCAUCAGAACCUCCAAGUAACAGACUCAGCCGAAUGGCUUUGGAUCCUUCACCUGUUGUACACAAAUCUGGAACAAGUGGCAAACAAAUUAGUUUAUCAGGCAAUUACAUCAGGAUAAAUUGUAGGAAUUCAGGUGUUUAUCAGUACCAUGUUCAUUUCUCACCAAGUAUUGAUUCAAAGAACAUGAGAUUUAAGCUCGUAAACAAUGUUCGUGAUGUUAUUGGAUUCACCAAGGCAUUUGAUGGAUUCAUUUUGUAUUUGCCCCAUCGUCUUCCAGAACAGGAAACUGUGUUGCACAGUAAACGACCUACAGAUGGAGUUGAUGUUACCAUAACCAUCAGAUUGACCAAAGUUAUCACACCAGAGCAAUGUGUUGCAUUGUAUAACAUCAUUUUUAGAAGAAUAAUGAACAUCCUUGAAAUGGUUCAAGUUGGACGUUAUUACUACAAUCCUAGAACUCCAUCCACUGUUCCACAGCACAGACUGGAGGUGUGGCCAGGAUAUAUCACUUCAGUGUCCCAGAAUGAGGGAGGGCUGAUGCUGCUAGUUGAUGCUAGUCACAGAGUGUUGAGGACUGAAACUGUGCUGCAGCUGAUGAAAACUACGGUACAAAAGAACCCUAGUGGUUUCCAAGACGAGUGCACACGUUCCUUAGUAGGGACGAUUGUGUUGACACGGUACAACAACAAAACUUACCGUAUUGAUGACAUUCUAUGGGCCAAGACACCCCAGCACACCUUCAAAACAAGCUCAGGAUCUGAACUGUCGUUUGUUGACUACUAUAGUAAUGCUUACCACAAAGAAAUCUCAGACUUGGAGCAACCUCUGCUUCUCCACAGGCCAAAGAAAAAGCAGCUUCCUGGGGGAAAAGUUCCUGAAAAGAGUGAAGCCAUCUGUCUCAUCCCUGAAUUCUGUUAUUUGACUGGCCUAACUGAUGAAUUGAGACAGGACUUCAGGGUCAUGAAGGACCUUGCUUCUCACACACGUGUAACACCAGAGCAAAGAGUGGCCACCAUGAGGAAGUUUAUCAAUGCAGUGAAUGGCAAUCCAGAAGCCAAGAAAGAGCUGGAUAACUGGGGACUGAGCUUUGCAGACAACACAAUUGAUAUUGAUGGUAGACUUGCUCCACAAGAGAAAAUAAUUUUUGGAGGCAAUUUUACCUGUAUGGCAGGUCCUCAAGCAGACUGGGGCAGGGAUGCCACUCGCAACAAAGUCCUCACAGCUGUAGAUCUCAGGAACUGGACUGUGCUGUUUAGCAAAAGGGAUGCCAGCAAAGCUUCAGAAUUCAUCAACAUGAUGCAAACCUGCUGCCGGCAGAUGGGUAUCCAAUGUAACAAGCCAACAUGUUGUGAACUCCAUGAUGACCGUGUGGACACACUAUCUAGGAGUCUCAGGGACAACAUCAAUCCAUCGGUUCAGUGCAUGGUGGUUAUCUGUCCAACAUCUAGGGAUGACAAAUACAAUGCUAUCAAGAAAAUCUGUUGUGUGGAGAUGCCAGUCCCAUCCCAGGUUAUUAUUGCCAAAACCAUUGCUAGGCCAGACAAACUCAGGAGUGUAACACAGAAGAUAGCUCUGCAAAUAAACUGCAAGCUGGGAGGAGAGCUGUGGGGAUUGGACAUUCCAAUGUCCAAUUUGAUGGUGGUUGGUAUCGAUGUAUACCAUGAUGCUUCACGUAACAAGAGAUCGAUAGCUGGAUUUGUGGCCAGCACCAACAAGAUGUGCAGCCGCUGGUACUCAAAGACAGUUCUCCAGAUGCCGGGCCAGGAGCUAAUUGAUGGACUCAAACUAUGUCUGACCUCGUCGAUCAGGAAGUAUCAUGAGGUGAACCAUGUGUUCCCAGAGAAGAUAGUGGUUUUCCGUGAUGGUGUAGGGGAUGGAGAUCUUGGAUACAUUGACCAUGAAGUUCAACAGCUGCAGCAGUGCUUUGGUAACUUUGGGGGAGAGUACAGUCCCAAGCUGUCAGUGGUCAUUGUACAGAAGAGGAUCAAUGCCAGGAUUUUCCUCAAGAACCAAAGAAACUUUGACAAUCCACCACCAGGAACCAUUGUGGACCAUACAAUCACACGGAGAGACAAGUUUGACUUCUUCAUUGUGUCUCAGCAUGUCAGACAAGGCACAGUCUCUCCUACUCAUUACAUCUGUGUCCAUGACAGCAUUGGGAUGAAGGCUGAUCAUCUCCAGAGGUUGUCCUAUAAGAUGACUCAUCUGUAUUACAACUGGCCGGGAACAGUCAGGGUUCCAGCCCCCUGUCAGUAUGCACAUAAGCUAGCCUAUUUGGUGGGACAGAACAUUCACAAGGAGCCAAGUGCAGAGCUGUCCGAUAGGUUAUUCUUCUUGUGAGAGUCGGGCCUUAAUACUCAGGAACAAUUUACAGGCAGCAGUUUCAUUGAUGUUAUCUUUUGAAAUUUCUUUUGUAUUUUGCAAAGUAGCAUGGAUUACCUUUUAUAAUUAGAGAACCGCCUAUUGUUGAUUUUUGAAGAGCAAAUUAGCUUGAUUCCUUUUAUAAAAAAGUACACUGCCAUUUACUUUUACUCUGAACAUUUUCUGGGACAUUUUAGUUUCAUUGAUACUGCCCAGUGGCAUUAACUUGUUGGUUGUGAUUGACAGUCUCAAUCUAUGCAAUGAUUUUAUUUUUAUUAAUUGAUUGAAAUUGUCAGUGUGUGUUUCAUUUUGUUCAAUAUUGUCUUUAAUGAAUACUUUCUUUCAAGUGCCUUAAGUUUAGAUUGUAUUGAGAGAAUGUACUUUGUUUGCAAAAGUUGACUUGGUGGAGUACUGCAUCUACUCAGUGUUGCUUUCCUUUAUAUCACUGGUUAAGGCACCACAGUAGAUGUACAGUAGUGAGAAUUCUUAAUAAUGUAAACUCGUUUCUUAGAUCAUAAACUCCACCUCACCAUCUCAAGUGAGGGAAUUAAUAGAAAUCUGUAUAUUGUAGACAUAGUGUGGUUUUUUUAACCAAUGUUAUUAAGAAGGUAUGGGACACCUCCAUAUUGUGACAUUCUUUAGAAUUCUGUGGUCAAAUAUUGUAAUAUUUGGAAAUUUUAAAACAGUGAUGAUAUUUUUCAUCCACAUCAAUAUCUCAAGGUGUCCCAUGCCACCUUAAUUUGAACUAGGUAGAAACAUGUUUGUAUAAAUAGAAGAGACAUCUUUAGAAUUGAUUUCAAUUCAAAAGCUUCUCGAUUCUAUAUUAUUUCAAGUUAUUCAGAAAUGUAAUGGACCUCACGGGUGGUGUUUGUCCAAUACAAACUAGUAACUUGUUAAAGCUGAAUAAGGAGUGUCUUGCUGUUUUCAUAAAGGGCACAUAUUGUUACAUUACUUUGUGUAUAUCUUAUGGAAAAAAAUUGGACAGACAUUCUUUAUAUCAAUUUGUAAAGGAAUAAUACAUUAUCUAAUUAUCCCAUUAACAGUUAAAGUGUACAAGUAUCCUUCUUAUCAGAGGGAUAAUGUAGAUGUACAUGUAUCUUAAAUUAACAAAAUGUAUUAUGUUUCAUAUGCAUACUGAUAAUGCCAGUCCCAUUGAUGAGUAAAAACCAUACAAAACAUUUUAUAAUGCCAGUAACCAAAUUUUGAAGUAUGCUAUUCAUGCUCAUUCUUUGUUGUUUAUAAGUACAUGUAGUACAUUCUGGUUUAAUUGAAGUUUUCAUCAUUCUUUUCUUUAUCCUAUGAAAUGUGUAAUGUUUAGUUUAGUUUUUUUUUUUUAGGAGAUGCUUAGCAAUUUAUAAAAGAGAGUAGUGGUGAUGCCAUAGUUUGCUUUUUCUCGAGAUGUACUUCUGAUGCCAACAGGCUUGGCAAUAACAUCUGUAUUUAGCAAAACAUCAAAUACAUUUUUUUAAAUUCUUCAGUUUAUAGCUAAAAAUAGGAAUUUUAUCAAUGCUAUUCAACUUUUAAAAGAUCUACAGGUUUUUUUCAUGUAUUUAUAUGUAUAUAACAAUUUCCUCCAAUACAGAUGCAUUCGAAUAAAUCUUUCCUGCUGCAAUUUAUCAGUAUAUGGUGUUUUGUAUUAAACAAUUUUGUGGAAUGAAGAUUUUUUAAUGCACUACCAACGAAAAUCAUGUACAAUGUUGCUAGUCUUUGUAUUCUGUUGAUCAAUACAAGUGUAUAUUGCAUCAAGAUUAUAACCUGUUUAUUGUUUAAUUUUUUUAAAAUACUGUAAUCCUAAGAUGUAAUAAAUUGUUGAAGUUGG
Magallana angulata is the source of this 4755-nucleotide messenger RNA. Its product is annotated as piwi-like protein 1. The transcript has 21 exons. NCBI's taxonomy places the organism in Eukaryota, Metazoa, Mollusca, Bivalvia, Ostreida, Ostreidae. Gene Ontology annotation, molecular function: protein binding; piRNA binding. Gene Ontology annotation, cellular component: P granule. The record is from RefSeq and is a predicted model, not a curated record. Gene Ontology annotation, biological process: regulatory ncRNA-mediated gene silencing. The coding region runs from base 99 to 2915 and encodes 938 amino acids.